Naegleria fowleri is the source of this 2445-nucleotide messenger RNA. RefSeq lists its product as uncharacterized. Lineage: Eukaryota; Heterolobosea; Eutetramitea; Acrasida; Naegleriidae. The coding region runs from base 1 to 2445 and encodes 814 amino acids. The record is from RefSeq and is a predicted model, not a curated record. The transcript has 3 exons.
AUGUCCUCGCUGGCUCCCUCUCGCCUUCACGAUGAUGAAAGCAACUCAAGUUACCACAACAACCUACAAGGAGCAGAACAAAGGAGUAGAAUGACCUUCCUUGAAGAACCUAAGGAUGAUCAACACCUCCUUAACAAAUCCGAUAGCGGAUGUUCCACAACAAGCUCCGAGUUGUACGCCGUGCCUUAUGAUGAUCUUUCAUUUGAAAAUGAGACUAUUGUUAGUAACACCAAUGUUUGUAAUCAACCAAAGAUGAUUAUAUUUAAUCAUGGAAGCAGCUCUAGUUCAAGAUCACCAAAUAGAAAAAGAGAUAAUGAAUUAGUUCUGGAAUUAACCAUUCAUUAUGAAAAGUUCACCAAAGAAUUCUAUCCUGGGGAGACGGAAAACAUUUUUCAAAAGAAAGAAACAAUCUUUAUGAACUUGCAUCUUGUCCCUGGAAAUCAUACUUUUGAAUUUUCGUUCGAAUUGGAUCAUGAUUCUACACCUACUUUUUCAAAACCCACCUGUUGCGUUGAAUAUAUCAUUAGUGCUCUUGCAGAACGCAACUCCCAAAGUGAGGCACAUAAUUUGCUUUCAACCAUGUCGUUGUUUAAAGUGUUGGAGGGAAAUAACAAAAUAACCAAGUCAACGCAACAGAAAUUAAUAACAUCAACAAAAACCAUUACAUUCGAAAAUGGAGAGACUGUUUCAUUGGAUUUGAACUCGCAGGUUUCAUCAAAUGAAACACUAUCAAUUUUGAUCAAGAAUUUAACCUCUGACGACAUGUUUCAUUUCAAAAUCGUUGAGCAAAUAAGAGAAAAGCAAAACAACGCAACCAUCCAUGAAGAAGAAAUUUCGUUAGAACCUGAAAGGAAAGAACAAUUCGAAGAUUCCUUUAAAAUUGAUCUUCGAAUUCCAAAACAUUUCUCAAAGUCUUGGAUUCCACUCUCCGAAAAAUGUCUCCUUGUUUUUGCUCAUUUCUUGGUGGUGGGAGUAAAAAAUAAGUCAUCUCAAGAAUUUUCUAUUCCAAUUAUUAUUCAACCAGGAUUUUGUGAUUCCGUUGAAAUCGUUGACAACUUAGCGAAUAUAGAAUCUCCCCAAAAAGAUUCUUCCCCACUGUCCAUAAUGAAAAACAUCCUUUCAACUCCAAUGCUUUUCUCCUCACCUACCGAUAAUAAUCGAAAAACAAAGAGUGAAAAUUAUGAUAUCAGCACGUUAUUUUCACAAUACAAUCCCUGCUCUCCCACACACAAAGCUUACAUCAAUCACAAAGUUCCAGUCCAAGAAACAUCCGAGAUUGGAAUGACAGAAACCUUUUUAUCACCAAUUCCUGUUAAGGAGAGAUUUGAAUCCGACAAGAGCUUUCUCAACGAGUCUAGUAUCGAGGACAUUAAUCUUCAAAUCGAAAAAACAAGGAAGCAUGUAGAAAGAUUGAACGAGCAACUUUCCCUUUCUUGUCCCCCUUUUAAAGCAGAAAAAGAUGAAUUCCUUGCAAAGUAUUGCUCAAAAUUAAUGGGUCCCUCGUCUAAAAUGAACAAUGAGGUCGAUCGAUCAGAGGACUUGUGUUUUACUCCAGCAGAAUCAACAACCCAAAGAGACGAUGGCUUUGGUCACAGACAAGAAAAAAGGAACGCAAAUCAGGGCCUUCCAAACUCUAAGGUCGAGUAUGGGGAAGUCUCAUUUUCACACAUAGGUAAAUAUAUUGGACAAUACGCUAAUGCACAACUCAAUCAACAAGGUCUAAUACCACAUGGAAAAGGUACAUUUUAUUAUUCCACUGGAACAACGUACUCAGGUCAUUUUGUGAACGGAAAAAAGCAAGGAAAAGGACAAAUGGAGUACAAAGACGGAUCCAUCUAUAAGGGAGAUUUUUUCGACAACUUUCGUCAUGGAAAUGGAGUUUAUCGAUGUAGAGCUUAUAGCUAUUCUGGAUCUUGGGAAUUUGAUAAAAAGAAAGGUCAAGGAAUUAUUGUCUAUUCCAAUGGCGAAUCGUAUGAAGGCACAUUUGAUAACAAUCUUCCUCAUGGAAGUGGAAAAUAUCUGUUUAAGGACAAAUCUGUGUACGAGGGAGAAUUUUCAAAUGGUUAUCCACAUGGAAACGGAACUUUAAUUUAUUCAGAUCAUGUUACUAUGUACGACGGUGAAUGGAAACAGGGAAAGAAGAGUGGAAAAGCAAGAUUGGUUAUACUUCCUAAUGGUUACUACGAAGGAGACAUGGAAAAUGAUUGCAAACAUGGGAAAGGGCGAUAUGUGUACAAGAACGGAGAUGUCUACGAAGGAGGAUUCAAGCAAGAUAAGAAACACGGACAAGGAAUUUAUUUCUUUGCGCAGGGUGGAUAUCUUAAAGGAACGUGGCACUUAUCUGCUAAACAGGGUCAUGCUUUGUUGUGUGCACCAGAUGGCACUCUCUAUGAAGAAGUAUGGGAUAACGAUGUGUUAAUUUCAAAGAAGCUCGUUUAUAAAUAA